Messenger RNA from Closterium sp. NIES-65, 1212 nucleotides. The record is from the annotation of a GenBank genome assembly. NCBI's taxonomy places the organism in Eukaryota, Viridiplantae, Streptophyta, Zygnematophyceae, Desmidiales, Closteriaceae.
AUGGCGGGACGGGCUAUUGCGCUCACGCUGAUCACGGCCCUGAUCGUUAUAAUAAGCGCGUGCGUAGCGCAAGCCGCCUCUAGACCCGCUAGUCUGCGGCUGGUGAAGCUGGGAGGAAGCGCACAGGAUCCGAAAUGCCUCGAUGGCAGUCCUCCCGCCUACUUUCUCCGCGACGGCUAUGGCUCCGGCGUCAACAACUGGCUGGUCUACUUGCAAGGCGGCGCGUGGUGCACGAGCAAGACGGAGUGCGCGCAGCGCGCCACGACGCCGCUGGGCUCGAGCAAGUUCUGGCCCGAACCGAGUAGCGCCUCAUUCGUGCGCGUGAUGCGGAACUUGAACAGCCAGUUCACGGGGCUGCUGAGCAGCAGCGAGGUGCAGAACCCCGACUACUACAACUGGAACACCGUCAUGGUCGUCUACUGCGACGGCGGCGGGUACGCCGGCACGGCGGGCGCCGUCAAAGUCAACGCCUCCACCACCAUCCACCUGGACGGCCGUCGCAUCCUCAAAUCCAUCGUCGCAGACCUGGCUAAGCGAGGCAUGGCGACCGCGAAGCGCGUCCUGCUGACGGGGUGCUCCGCUGGAGCGCAAGCGGUGUCCACGUCGUGCGAUGACGUGGCGGCGGCAGUGCCGGCCGCCAACACCAAGUGCCUCAUGGACGCCGGCUUCUUCCUCGAUGGGUGGGACGAGAACGGCACCCCUGCGUUCCGCACCAUUGCACAGAAGCUGGUUGACGUCCACCAGGCACAGUAUGACGCCGACUGUGUUAAAGCAAACCGCAAGGUGACUCAGUGGAGGUGUUUCUUUCCGCAGAAUAACCUGGAGUUUGUGUCAACACCCGUCUUCAUCAUCAACUCUAUCAACGACUACACAGCCAUGGAUAUCCUUAACUCCGCAAACAAGGCAUCCAAUGCGUCCUCCUCCAAUGUCCUACUGUGCCUCGACGAGCUUCGGCCGUCCGGAGGCACGGCAGGGUACGUUCCCAAGGCGGUGAAGCAGCCUCGGCGCAAGAAUGGCAACGCCACGUGCUCCGCAGCAGCUCGGGACGCGCUCAAGCGCUACUCGGUGCGGCUGCAGAACCGCAUUCAGAGUUUGGCUCGGCGGCGGCCGAACACUGACACGUUCCUGCUGGGCUCGGUGGCGCACUGCGUGACGAUAUACCCCACUUGGCUCAGCGCGCACAUACAUGUGAAAGAAGCAUACGCGUUUUAG